Suncus etruscus (white-toothed pygmy shrew) is the source of this 2501-nucleotide messenger RNA. RefSeq names its product arginyltransferase 1 (gene ATE1). Gene Ontology annotation, biological process: protein arginylation. The transcript has 12 exons. NCBI's taxonomy places the organism in Eukaryota, Metazoa, Chordata, Mammalia, Eulipotyphla, Soricidae. Gene Ontology annotation, cellular component: cytoplasm. Gene Ontology annotation, molecular function: arginyl-tRNA--protein transferase activity. The coding region runs from base 92 to 1519 and encodes 475 amino acids. The record is from RefSeq and is a predicted model, not a curated record.
GGCUUCGCCCAGCAUUGUGGAGUAUUUCGAUGGCGAGGACGCCUACCGCUGCGGCUACUGCAAGAACCAGUCGGGCAGCCGCUCCCACGGGAUGUGGGCACAUUCCCUGACGGUACAGGAUUAUCAGGAUCUGAUCGACCGGGGAUGGCGAAGAAGCGGGAAAUAUGUGUACAAACCUGUCAUGAACCAGACCUGUUGCCCUCAGUAUACAAUAAGGUGCCGGCCUCUACAAUUUCAGCCAUCCAAGUCCCACAAGAAGGUUUUGAAAAAAAUGUUGAGAUUUCUGACUAAUGGGGAAGUUUGCCAGGGACAUUGUGAGGAUGAGCCCAUGGAGCCCUCGGUGGAGGAUGCUGUGGCUGGGGAUUUUGCGUUAAUAAAUAAAUUGGACCUACAGUGCGACCUGAAAACCCUCAGUGAUGACGUCAGAAGCAGCUUAGAGAGUGAUGCAAAGCAGAAGGGGAAGUGUGCCCCUACAAGCCAGGAGCCUCAGGACCUCGGUGACAAGUUGGCUUCGGGGGAACCAUCACAGUUAGUUAAAGCACCAUCAGUCCCCAAGCCAGGCAAAGGGCCAGAUUUGAGUAAGCCUCCAUGUCGGAAAGCCAAGGAGAUGCGGAAGGAAAGGAAAAGGCUAAAACUCGCACAGCAGAACUCUGUGGGAGACUCUGAGCCACAGCCUUUGCUCUCAUCAAAGACCAAGUCAAACCAGCCCAAGUCACUCGAAGACUUUAUAUUUGAACCUUUACCUGCGAAUGCAUCACACAGAUUAGAGGUGAGGCUAGUGCCUGUUUCCUUCGAGAACCCUGAGUUCCAGUCGUCCUUCAGCCAGUCCUUUUCCUUAUAUGCCAAGUACCAGACGGCCAUACACCAGGAUGCACCCGAGGAGUGUGGGAAGACCGAGUUCACCAGGUUCCUCUGCAGCUCACCUCUGGAGGCUGAGACCCCUCCAUCAGGCCCCCCGUGCGGCUUCGGCUCCUUCCACCAGCAGUACUGGCUGGACGACAGGCUGGUGGCAGUGGGUGUUCUGGACAUCCUGCCCCGCUGCGUCUCCUCCGUGUACCUCUACUACGACCCCGACUACUCGUUCCUGUCCCUGGGGAUCUACUCUGCGCUGCGAGAAAUUGCUUUUACCAGGCAACUUCAUGAGACGAGUUCAUGUCAACUCAACUAUUAUUACAUGGGCUUCUACAUUCAUUCCUGUCCCAAGAUGAAAUACAAGAGUCAGUACCGACCUUCUGACCUGCUGUGUCCUGAGACGUACGUCUGGGUCCCCUUUGAGCAGUGUCUGCCUUCACUUGAGAAGUCCAAGUACUGCCGCUUCAACCAGGACCCCACAGCAGUGGAUGAAGGUGGCAGCCGGGAACCUGACCGACUGCAGGUGUUUCAUCGCAAGGCCGUGCUGCCCUACGGCGUGUACCGGAUGCAGCAGCGGGAGCCACCUGAGGAGGCUGCAGCCGUGCUGCAAUAUGCGGCGCUCGUCGGCCAGAAGUGCUCAGAGCGCAUGCUGCUCUUUCGGAACUGAGGCUGCCGCUGCCCGGGUUGGCCCUGGCUGGCUCUGUGCCACCCUCACGAGACCCUUCCUCACUUCUGCUUCCCGUAAAGAGGCCACUCAGGCUGGGGCCCAGCCUCUCCUGGACACUCCCUGUUCCUGCUGGUGUGGAAAAUAAAGUUAGGUUGUGCCCGUUGAGUGACUGAAAUGGCACUUGGGCUCUUCUGCUGUGGUCGAGUCAGGACAGGCUCUUUCUUAGAGCUGCUCAGAGCUUCGGUUUAUGCUUCACAAUAAAAAUGAAAAAAAAAAAUCAAAAAGGGGCUUACGUCUGGGGAAGGAAGUGGGGUAUUGGAACCUCCAUUAGAAUGCUUCUCUAAGCUACGGCCUCCCUUAGCUGCUUCUCAGCAGCUGCACUGCUGUUCGGGUCCCGUGGGAUGUUCCACUCCAGGCCCCUCACAUUCGACACUCUGUCUGUAGGGGCUGUUUCCCCAAGACCAGCCUGUUUAUGGUCUUUCCUGGCACAAGUACCACUAAUGUUCCCUUUCAUACGUGCUCCCCAAGCUGGCCCAGGCUAGAACCCCAAAUUGGUGUUUGCCUGAGUGGUGUGGUUUAUUAGGGAAAGUGCCAGCCCCUUCCUGGAUCUUGGCCAUGUUAAAAGUGGGUCCAUGUGAGGGGCUGGAGCGACAGUAGAGUGACAGCACAGCUGGGAGGGCACUGGUCUUGCAUCUGACCAACCUGGAUUCCAUUCUUGGCAUUCUGGAGGGUCCCACGAGCACCAUCACUAAGGAGUGAUUCCUUAGCAAGAACCAUGAGGAAGCCCUGAGCAUGGCUGAGUGUGACCCAGAAACAACAUAAAAAAGUGGGUUCCCGGCAAUUUUCAGUCCUUAGAAUCAGGACAGUUUUCUUUGGUACCUGGUGGUAAAGAGUCACUGUCUCGAUCCCUGAUGCUGUGAUGCUCACCUCACUCCACAGGCCCUACACCCCUUCUUUUCCAGGCAAGGGGGACCCUUUGCCU